This is a messenger RNA of Acanthosepion pharaonis, 2715 nucleotides long. NCBI's taxonomy places the organism in Eukaryota, Metazoa, Mollusca, Cephalopoda, Sepiida, Sepiidae. The record is from the annotation of a GenBank genome assembly.
AUGGUCGGUGAUAUCAAUGCCUCACUGCGUCCGUCACCAGCGCCUCUUCGCCUUUCUUAUCUUCUCCUUUCUUCACUUCUCCAUGCUUAUCAUCGCUUUUCUUAUUUUCGCCUUUCUUAUCAUUUUCUUUUCUUAUCUUCUUCUUUCUUAUUUACUCCUUUCUUAUCAUCAACUUUAUUACAUUCUCCUAUCUUAUCAUCGCUUUUCUUAUCUCCGCCGUUCUUAUCUUCGCAUUUUUUAUCUUCUCUCUUCUCUUCGCCUUUCUUAACUUCUCCUUUCUUAUCUUCGCCUUUCUUAAAUUCUCCUUUUUUCAUCUCCUUACUUACCUUCGCAUUUCUUAUCUUCGUAUUUCUUAACUUCGCCUUUCUUAUCUUCUCCCUUCUUAUCUUAAUCUUUCUUAUCUUCUCCUUUGUUAUUUACUUCUUUUUUAUCCUCGCCUUUCUUACAUUCUCCAUUUUUAUCAUCGCCUUUCUUAUCUUCGCAUUUCUUAUCUUCACCUUUCUUAGAUUCUCCAUUCUUAUCAUCGCCUUUCUUCUCUUCGUAUUUCUUCUCUUCGUAUUUCUUACCUUCUCCUUUCUUAACUUCACCUUUCUUGUCUUCUUCUUUUUAUCUUCAGCUUUCUUAUCUUCUUCUUUCUUAUCUUCGCCUUUAUUUAAUCACAUUCUUAUCUUCGCAUUUCUUAUCUUCGUCUUUCUUAAAUUCGCCUUUCUUAUCUUAGACUUUCUUACUUUCUCUUUCUUAUCUUCGACUUUUCUUAUAUUCUCUUUUCUUAUCUUCUUCUUAUUAAACUUCGCCUUUCUUAACUUCUUCUUUCUUAUCUUCUCCUUUCAUAUCUUCGCCUUUCUUACUUUCUCCCUUCUUAUCAUCGCCUUUCAUAUAUUCGCCUUUAUUAUAUUCGCCUUUCUACUAUUCUUAUUUCUUAUCUUCGCCUUUCUUAGCUUCGCCUUUCUGGCCUUCAAUUUUCUUAUCUUCUUCUUUCUUAUCUUCACCUUUCUUAUCUUCUCCUUUCUUAUCUUCGCCUUUCUUACCUUCACCUUUCCUAUCAUCGCCUUUCUUACCUUUCUUAUCAUUCUUAUGUUUUCCUUUCGUAACAUCGCCUUACGUAUCUUCGCAUUUCUUAUCUUCGCAUUUCUUACCUUCUCCUUUCUCAUCUUCGCCUUUCUAAUCUUAUCCUUUCUUAUCUUCGCAUUUCAUACCUUCUCCUUUCUUAUCUUCCUUCUUAUCUUCGCCUUUCUUAACUUCGCCUUUCUUAUCAUCGCUUUUCUUAUCUUCUCCUUUCUUUCCUUUGUCUUUCUUACCUUCACCUUUCUUAUCUUCGCAUUUUUAUCAUCUUUCUUAUCUUCUAAUUCCUUACCUUCUCUUUUCUUUUUUCUCCGCUCUUAUCUUCGCCUUUUUUGUCUUCGUUAUCUUACCUUCUCCUUUCUUACCUUCUCCAUUCUUAUCUUCGCCUUUCUUAUCUUCUUAUUUUUUAUUUUCAUCUUUCGUACCUUCUUCUUUCUUAUCUUCUCCUUUCUUACCUUCUCCAUUCUUACUUUCUCCAUUCUUAUCUUCGUCUUUCUUAUCUUCGCCUUUUCUUACCUUGUCCAUUCUUAUCUUCUCUUUUCUUAUAUUCUCCUUUCUUACCUUCUCCUUUCUUACCCUUUCUUACAUUCGCCCUUCUUAUCAUCUCCUUUAUUACCCUCUCCUUUCUUACCUUCCCCUUUCUUAUCAUCGCCUUUCUUACCUUCCCGUUUCUUAUCAUCGCCUUUCUUAUCUUCGCCUUUCUUAUCUUCGCCUUUCUUAUCUUUGUCUUUCUUAUCUUCGCCUUUCUUAUCUUCGCCUUUCUUGCCUUCCCCUUUCUUAUCAUCGCCUUUCUUACCUUCCCCUUUCUUAUCAUCGCCUUUCUUAUCAUCGCCUUUCUUAUCUUCGCCUUUCUUAUCUUUGUCUUUCUUAUCUUCGCCUUUCUUAUCUUCGCCUUUCUUGCCUUCUCCUUUCUUAUCUUCUUCUUUCUUAUCUUCGCCCUUCUUACCUUCUCCUUUCUUAUCUUCGCCUUUCUUAACUUCUUUCUUAUAUUCUCCUAUCUUAUCUUCGCCUUUCUUAUCAUCGCCUUUCUUAUCAUCGCCUUCCUUAUCUUCUUCUUUUUUAUCAUCGCCUUUCUUACCUCCGCAUUUCUUACCUUCUCCAUUCCCUUUCAUACCUUUUCCUUUCCUAUCUUCUCCUUUCUUACCUUCUCCUUUUUUAACUUCUCCUUUCUCAUCUUCGUCUUUCUUAUUUUCUCCUCUCUUAUCUUCGCCUUUCCUACCUUCACUUUCCUCAUCUUCGCCUUUUCUUAUCGUCCUUUUUCUUAUCUUCUCCAUUCUUAUCAUCGUCUUUCUUAUCUUCGCCUUUAUUUUCUUCUCCUUUCUUAUCUUCACAUUUUUUAUAUUCGACUUUCUUAUGUUCUCCAUUCUUAACGUCUCCUUUAUUAUCUUUUUCUCCUUACAAACCGUCUCCUUUCUCACCAUCGCCUUACCUAUCUUCACAUUUCUUACCUUAUCCUUUCCUAUCUACUCCUUUCUUACCUUCGCCUUUCUUAUCUUCCUCUUUCUUAUCUUCGCCUUUCUUACCAUCUCCUUUCAUAUCUUCUAUUUUCUUAUCUUCUUUCUUACCUUCUCCUUUCUUUUCUCUUUUUCUUACCUUCUUCUUUCUUACCUUCGCCUUUCUUAUCUUGUUAUUUCUUAUUUUCGCCUUUCUUAA